Magnolia sinica is the source of this 2004-nucleotide messenger RNA. RefSeq names its product leucine-rich repeat receptor protein kinase EMS1-like. The transcript has a single exon. The coding region runs from base 1 to 2004 and encodes 667 amino acids. Gene Ontology annotation, cellular component: plasma membrane. The record is from RefSeq and is a predicted model, not a curated record. Lineage: Eukaryota; Viridiplantae; Streptophyta; Magnoliopsida; Magnoliales; Magnoliaceae. Gene Ontology annotation, molecular function: protein binding.
AUGAAGGGUCUGGAUCUUUCGAUGGUGGGCCGUGAUUGGGUUCAUGUGAUGAACAUGAUCCCUUCUCUAAUCAAGCUCCGGUUGCCGCUCUGCGGCCUUAAUGACAUUCCAACAUCUCUUUCUCACAUCAAUUUCACAUCUCUCCGCGUCUUGGAUCUCCAAAACAACUUCUUCGGAUCGGAAUUCCCGCCGUGGAUUGCUAAUCUUAGUAAUCUUGUAUCUCUGGAACUCAACGGUUGUGAUCUGCACGGUUCCAUUCCGAUGGCGAUCGCCGAGCUUCAUCACUUGCAAGUAAUCAAUCUCGGGACGAAUUACAACCUGACUGCUGAUUUGUCAGUUCUGCUCGAAGGGAGUUGGAUGGCGAUCAAGAUCAUGGAUCUUUCCGAAAACAGAUUCCAUGGAGAAAUCCCCAUUUCCAUUGGCAAUCUUACUUCCCUUGUUGAACUUAAUCUAGGAUACAAUAGCAUCAAAGGCAGAAUCCCAAAAACCAUUGGAAAUCUCUGUGGUUUAAGAAAAUUGAAUUUGUAUGCGAACAUGAUCGAGCAGAUACCUGAUUCGUUAGAAACAGCAGGUUGUAUUUUGCAAACUCCAUUCGCAAACCUUGCUUUCUUGCUUCUCGGUGGGAAUCCGAUCCAUGGCUCGAUGCCUGCUUGGUUCGGUCAGCUCAAAAGGCUCGAAUGGCUCGAUCUUCAGGACUGCUUGAUGACUGGCUCCAUUCUCGAAUCACUUGGAAGAUUGCCAUUCUUGAAUAUGAUCUCUCUCUAUAGAAACAGUUUGAAUGGGACCCUCCCGACGACAUUCGGGCAGCUCUCUAAGUUGAGAUACUUAGACAUUUCAUCGAACACGUUAACCGGCAUUGUAUCAGAAUCCCACUUCGAGAAGCUAUUUGAAUUGAAGACAUUGAUGUUAUCUUCCAAUUCAUUGAUUUUCAAUAUCAGCCCCACCUGGGUUCCUCCUUUUCGACUCGAAUUCAUUGAUUUGGGUUCGUGCCGUUUAGGGCCUCGGUUCCCUUCCUGGCUUUCGAAACAGAACCUGACUCAGCAUCUAGACCUCUCGAACGCGGCUAUCUCAGAUACAAUCCCAAACUGGUUUUGGGACAUUGCUAGCCAUCUCUCACACUUGAAUCUCUCCAACAACUACAUCCAUGGCCAGCUUCCAAGCCAGAUAUCGUUUUCAGGAUGGGCGACGGUCGAUUUAAGCUCGAACAGCAUUCAAGGCCCCUUUCCUCUUCCAAUGAAAGUAUCGCAGCUCAAUCUCUCCAACAACAGCCUCGUCGGGCCGAUCCCUGAGAACAUUAACCACGUAAUGCAGAUCGCUUCUCUGCUCUUGGUUUCAGGUAAUCAGAUAGACGGCACGAUUCCAUCAGCCAUCGGAGAAAUGAUGUAUCUGAGAGUUCUUGAUCUUUCCAGAAACAAUCUACAUGGCAGCAUUCCACCAACCUUGGGCGGUUGCACGCAAAUGGAAGCGCUCGAUCUGAGCGGAAAUCAUCUCUCCGGACCCAUCCCAGAAUCCAUAGGCCUUCUCACCCAUCUCCAAACAGUGCAUCUGAAUUACAAUAAUCUCUCAGAAGAACUCCCUUCAUCGAUGAAGAAUUUGUCCAGAUUAGAAACUCUCGACCUCGGAGAGAACAAAUUCUCAGGUCGCAUCUCUACUUGGAUUGGAGAAAGCUUCUUGUCUCUCCGAAUUCUCCGACUAAGGUCUAAUACAUUCACUGGUGAAAUCCCCUCACAAAUAUCGAACCUAACUUCAUUACAAGUCCUUGAUCUUGCAAACAAUCAUCUCACAGGUCCCAUUCCAUCAAGCCUUGGAAAUCUCACGGCCAUGCGUACCCACCAGAACAGGAACAUCUUACUAGCUUAUGGGAUUUACUACAACGAGAGAAUUUACAUCAUUACAUUCAUCGAGAGAUUGUCUGUGUCGAUGCAAGAUAAGAUGUUCGAGUAUAACAAGACUCUUUCGCUCAUGACAAGCAUGGAUCUUUCGGAGAAAUACCGGAUUCUUUGA